This is a messenger RNA of Pocillopora damicornis (cauliflower coral), 1341 nucleotides long. Its product is annotated as matrilin-4. The record is from RefSeq and is a predicted model, not a curated record. NCBI's taxonomy places the organism in Eukaryota, Metazoa, Cnidaria, Anthozoa, Scleractinia, Pocilloporidae.
AAGCGCCUUUCUUGGUUUCCUUGGUUCGAGACAGCUGUAUUGCGCUGCAAUGAUCCGGCACAAAGGCUAACCACUAAUGUGUUUAUUUAAUUUUACAAGAAACUCGUCAACAUUGAUAAAUUCGUUGAAAAGCAAGAACGAGAACCAAACAUGAUCGUGAAAAAGGCAGUCUUCCUUUUGCAGCUGCAGGUGUCAUUUCUAACCACACAUGCUGCAGUUUGCCCUUUUGCAAUGGAUUUGGCGUUCCUUCUUGACUCAUCUGGCAGCAUUGGAGAAAACAAUUACUUGGACAUGAAAAGAUUUAUCAACGAAGUCAUUGAUCAUUUUCACAUAUCUCCGAAAGACACACAUGUGGGUGUGGUAAGUUUUAGUACCCAGGCGCAAACAGAGAUAAGAUUCACAUCCAAGCAAACUGCGGAUGCAAUAAAACCGUCUGUUCUUAACAUUACCUAUCAAAACGACCUUACAUACAUUGACCGUGGCCUCAACAAAACCCAUAUGGAUUUGUUCUCUGCUCAGGGUGGAAUGAGGACGAAUGUGCCACACAUUCUAUUAGUGAUUACUGAUGGAAAGAGCAACAGUGGUGAGCUAAAAACAAGGCAGCAAGCUCAAUACUUAAAGGACGACGGAAUAGUGAUCUUUGCAUUGGGAAUUGGCUCCGGGAUCAAAAUGACCGAAUUAAAAGCUAUGGUUUCUAUGGAGCCAUAUGUGUUUCUCUUCUCCUCAGUUAGGCAGAUGGUACCCUCGGAUAAGGCUUCAGACAUUGCAUUGGCUCUUUGUGCAGCUGCCAGAACCUCGAACGCAAUCAUCCACCCGGUGAUCACGCAACACUCACUCCUUCAGCAUACUGUAGUGUCACGCGUGACAGCAGACGAUCUGGAAUGCGCGUUCAUGUGCAUCAAACACAGCUUGUGUUACUCAUUUAAUUUCCACGCACCAACUCGCCUUUGUGAGCUCAGUAACGCGAGAAAGGCUGAUCAUCUUAAAGACUUUGUUUACGAUCACAGUUCUGUCUACAACGAAUUGAUAUUUGUGUAAAAUUACGUAACCAUGAUAACACCACUUAAAAUGAUUUCUAACUAGUGUAAGAUAAAAAAAGGUAACAGUCGACGCUCAAACCAAGAGGGCCAUCCGGCUGGAGCUUACCCGAGUUUCUGUAGCAUGAAGCGACUGGGGGUAUUACCAAUCCCCUUAUCCCGGAUGGGAUGCGCAUCUAUUAAGUAAAUAAUGUAAAUGAUCUUCAUGUGCCUAAUGUCAGGGAAAACUGUGUGACUGGUUCACUUAUUAACAUACUGCCCUACUGGCAUCAUUUUAAAGACAAUUUUAAUUAUGUGCUUUGGU